Cladocopium goreaui is the source of this 1359-nucleotide messenger RNA. The record is from the annotation of a GenBank genome assembly. Lineage: Eukaryota; Dinophyceae; Suessiales; Symbiodiniaceae.
AUGGAUCACUUGCCAAACUACCGUGCUUUGCUGACAGACACCUGGUGGGUCAGCGGCCGAGAGAUGUUGACAGGGACGAGGUGUUUUGUUGUGGCUGAAGAGGCACAGAUGCUGGACAUGUUGGCACAGGCAUGGCCGAAGAAGUACGUGCAGCUGAUGGAGCGGAAGAUUGGUGAGUUCAAGGAUCCGGAUGGCUCCUACCUUCAUCUCGCAGCCAAGGAAGGUCAUUUGCCAAUCUUCCGUUUGGUGCGCCUCUUCUCUGACUCCAAUCAGGUUCAGAUUCGUGCCGCACGCGCCAACGAUCUGAUGACGCCGCUGCAUGUGGCGGCGCAACAUGGGCACCGCCUGGUGUGUGAAACCAUUAUGGACCAGAAGGCACCGGUGGACACCGAGGAUUGUGAGGAGCGGCUGCCGCUGCAUUUGGCACUGCAGCACGGACACUUCCAGUUGGCGCGCAUCUUGCUGGACCGAUUAGAGCAGGUGCAAACCUCCUAUGGCGCCCACGAAAGUGGCCAAAGGAAGAAGAACUUGGUGGAAGCCUUGGCCAACAGGAUGUUGACCAAAGAAGGCCUUCAAGAAGAUGACUUCAAAGCGGAGGUCUACAAGAUCUUCCUGGAGAUGAGAUAUUUUCGCAAGGAGGAACAAAACGAGAUCAAUCGGCAGAUGGCUGCUUUGCUGAGUGUCUAUUGGGUGAUCUCGGAGCAAUACGAGCUCUUCACGCGAGAACAGCCCGAAAAGGACAAGUUGAGACCUGAAUCCUGGCAACAUAUGUUGGAGUGGGUCAAUGAGGUUGGCUUAACAUCGAAGCGCGUGGCGGCCGUCCUGGUCUACUGUGCCAUUGUGGCAAUCGGCAAGAUCUCGGCCUUUCAAAAGGAGUUCGCGGCCGAAGCCACCGAACCCAUCGGCGCGUUGGCCAGCAUCGUGCAACGUCAUCCAGUGUUGGUGCCCUCCUUUCAACGUUUGGACGAAGAAGAGCAAAACUUGAUCGUUUACUGUUUGAAGGCGCAAGCACACUUCAACUUUGGUCAGUUUCUGCAGGCUGAAAGCUUGCCAAUGAGCUUAGCCAAGUGCAAGGACUCGGUCACCACCCGGGAGAACUCUCGGCCUGCUGAUGUUUGGGAGGAUAGGGAUGAACCGCACUGGGACAUGAAGCUGAUUGGUUCUCACCAAAGCUACGCUUGCCUAGAGACCUUUUUGCUGCAAAGGAGUUCUCCUUCCUGCAAGACUGCAAACAUGUUCACGUACGUGGAUUUGUUGAAUUCGCUCUCUGGGUUUGCCUUUGCGCUCGAGCGGGAAUUUUUGUGCAAUGACCAAUCACCUCAGCGCGUCCGCCGUGAGAGAGUGAUUGAAGACAAUUGA